Molecule: messenger RNA, 543 nt
Organism: Necator americanus (New World hookworm)
Lineage: Eukaryota; Metazoa; Nematoda; Chromadorea; Rhabditida; Ancylostomatidae
Exons: 5
Coding region: 1-543 (180 amino acids)
Biological process (GO): superoxide metabolic process
Molecular function (GO): copper ion binding
Source: RefSeq, a predicted model, not a curated record
AUGUUCAUCUAUGCAGUUUCGGAAGCGUUGAAGAAUUUCUUCCAGGUUGACGCUUCUCAAAGAAUGAGCAAUCGAGCAGUAGCUGUCCUACGAGGUGAUGCGGGAGUAACCGGAACGGUUUGGUUCAGUCAGGACAAAGAAUCGGACCCAUGUGUUAUCAAGGGCGAGAUCAAAGGCCUAACUCCUGGCCUCCAUGGUUUCCACGUUCACCAGUACGGAGACUCAACGAAUGGAUGCAUAUCGGCUGGACCUCACUUCAACCCAUUCAACAAGACACAUGGUGGACCGAAGGACGAGGUCCGCCAUGUCGGUGAUCUUGGCAACGUUGAAGCUGGUUCGGACGGUGUCGCCCGUUUCGAGAUCAAGGAUAACAUGGUGAAGAUCCACGGCGAGCACACAGUUGUUGGACGUUCGCUCGUAGUUCACGCUGGUACAGAUGACCUUGGCAAAGGAGUAGGUGAGAAGCAGGAGGAAUCUUUGAAGACUGGAAACGCAGGAGCUCGAUCUGCGUGUGGAGUUAUCGCAAUUGCCGCUCCACAGUGA